AUGGCCACCAAGAUCACACCUUUCUUCACAGCUAGCCUUCGCGCCUUGCGACCGCGCACAACACCUUCGACGACACCGUUCAGUCGCUACGCCGCUGCAUCUUUGCGCUCCCCUCGACACAUCGCCCCGGAAUCAGUCCGUCUCGCACACUCCAUCCCUCGUCCAUCACAGCCAACCCCUCGAGACUCCAACCCGUCGACAGCCAAGUCAGAAUCGGCUCGACCUGCGCCUCCGCCUGCAAACCGUCCCUCCUACCAGCUCUCCUUCACCUGCGUGCCCUGUGGACAUCGAUCGCAUCACAACAUCUCCAAGCAGGGCUACCACACUGGGUCGACCCUCAUCACAUGCCCAGAGUGCCGCAACCGACACGUCAUCAGCGACCAUCUCGGCAUCUUUGGGGACACCAAGGGGAUGACGGUGGAGGACAUUGUUAAAAAGAACGGAGGUCUGGUGAAGAAGGGGAGCCUUGGCGAGGAUGGGGAUAUCGAAUUCUGGCCAGAAGAGAACGAUGAUCUCAAGGGCUAG
This is a messenger RNA of Emericellopsis cladophorae, 525 nucleotides long. Its product is annotated as DNL zinc finger domain containing protein. NCBI's taxonomy places the organism in Eukaryota, Fungi, Ascomycota, Sordariomycetes, Hypocreales, Bionectriaceae. Gene Ontology annotation, cellular component: mitochondrion. The transcript has a single exon. Gene Ontology annotation, biological process: protein import into mitochondrial matrix; protein stabilization; protein folding. The coding region runs from base 1 to 525 and encodes 174 amino acids. Gene Ontology annotation, molecular function: zinc ion binding; protein-folding chaperone binding. The record is from RefSeq and is a predicted model, not a curated record.